UAUGACCACAAGGCUGAAACCUUUAAUUCAGUGAAGGUGUGAAUCACACCUGAAUUGUCCAAAUGAAUAAUUACCAAUACAACCCUGGAAGUGACAGUAACCCAAGGUUAAGGGCCAGCCAAGCCCGUGAACAAGACCGUCUUGAGAAAAGACUCUCUGCUUAUGAACGGGAGUACAAGAUCAGGGCCUCGUCCAUCGCUGCUAGGCAAAAACAACUACAGGAGUCGCUUUUGGCCCACUCCAUUCGUCUACGAUCAACAGUACAGCAAGGUAGAGUAGGCGAGCAUCAUGACAGGGCGGAAAGUGAAGAGCUGAUUGUGAGAGCAAAACCAAUCAGGAGAUUCAAGGGAAGAGGAGACAGGAAAAUAUUAACUUUGCAGGAGUUACUUAGCAGGGGGCCUAACACUCGUGUUGCGCCUAUGGCGAUUCCCCCUGAAUCAGCCACACAUGCCUUCCCACAUGCUGACCAUCACCCUACGUCCAAACAUUCCCGUGCGGAUUAUUUGAAACUGAAUUUGGUUAGCGCUUCAGAUUUAAACGACUUUGGAGAUUUACCUGAAUUUGGCAAAUCGUCACCAGCAUUGCCACAAAAGCCACAAAUGCCACUAAGCCAUGUACAAAAACAGGACGUCGCUGAUGAAAUACAAACUGCCCCCAGAAAUCUUCCGCCGCUUCAAAAUAAAUCAGAUGUAUAUCAGCAACUAACGGAGAAUGCUACAAAGGAUUUUUACGUUUUCAUAUCGUCUGACGACGAUAUAAGCGAAACUGGCUCUAAAAUACCACAACGUAAACUGGAACCGUUGAACAACAUCCGCAAAAGACGGAUUUCUGCUCGGAAUUCGCGGAUGAAGAGGAUGAAGCUACCGACUACAACAUUAGAUCUAAUACCAGAAGAUGAUCCAGCAGAUGGAGGAUCUCCGGAUAUUGAAGUCUCAGGGAGGCAGCUGAACUUCAAAGUUUUAUCGGCCUCCAAAGGUAAUUCACUUUUACGAAACACAGCUCUAGAACCGCUUGACAAUUACACGGUGCGAAAUAUCAUCGGCCAGUAUGGUGCGUCGCUGAAUCCCAUUAGAACUUUACACCGAAAGAGGGAAAAUGAUAGGAAAGUAGGCGUCGAAAUGGAGAUUGUUGUUCCUCGUAAGAGGUCUUACAAAUCUUCUGAUGACAUUGAAACAAAUGGUGCUCGGCCCACUGCACCAGAAGAAGUAAAGCCUGCAUGCGGUGAUAGCAUCAGGUCUAGACGUACUCGUCGUAGAGAUGGUUACAAAUCUACACCUAAAACAGGGUACGGUAGGUUAGUGUUCCUACAAGACUCACCCAACAGAUCUCAAUAG
Messenger RNA from Liolophura sinensis, 1334 nucleotides. RefSeq lists its product as uncharacterized. The transcript has a single exon. The coding region runs from base 63 to 1334 and encodes 423 amino acids. The record is from RefSeq and is a predicted model, not a curated record. Lineage: Eukaryota; Metazoa; Mollusca; Polyplacophora; Chitonida; Chitonidae.